This is a messenger RNA of Gastrolobium bilobum, 903 nucleotides long. RefSeq lists its product as uncharacterized. Gene Ontology annotation, molecular function: zinc ion binding; nucleic acid binding. The transcript has 2 exons. The record is from RefSeq and is a predicted model, not a curated record. NCBI's taxonomy places the organism in Eukaryota, Viridiplantae, Streptophyta, Magnoliopsida, Fabales, Fabaceae. The coding region runs from base 1 to 903 and encodes 300 amino acids.
AUGAGGACUGGUCGUGUUGAUGGACAACAUCCUCCGCCACCACCUCCACCUAGUCACCAUGAUGGGAACGGAGGAGGAGGAACACAUAUUCCUGACCACGAUGGUCUGAGCCACAUGGAGGGUGUGAGUCACCUUACAGCCAAAUUUGCCCAUUUUUGUAUUGUUAUGCCUACACCUGCAUUCUUGACUUCUAAGUUUCGUAGGGGACUUAAUGGAGAAAUAGCAGAUCACAUUGCGAGUGUUGCCUCUAGAGAUUUUGGUACUUUGGUUCAACAGUGUAGCAAGAAGAGGAAGACUGGGGAACCAAAGGCGAAGGGAGCUAGUGGCUCCACUUCUUGGAGAGACAGGAAAUUCGAAGGAAAAGGCAAGGGAAAACAGUUUUUUGCCAGGCAGGCGCCGAACCAGUUCAAGAGGACCUCGACUCAGCAGGGGAGUGCAACUAGACCUUCCACUAUUCCCAGGUGUACUGGAUGUGGGAGAUCACAUGUUGGGCCGUGUUCCACCGGUCAGAUUAUUUGUUUCCAUUGUGGCAAGGAGGGCCACUAUGCCAGAGAUUGUCCUUCUUCAGCUGCCAGGGCUGCAGCAAUUCAAGCGGUUCCUUUGCAGAUGGUUUUUAUCCCACCUAUAGCGGCACCUGUCGUGCCACCAGCCACGGGUCGAGUUUACACCCUUGAUCGUCAGCAGUCGGACCGAGCUCUGAACGUUAUGAAAGGUACCGUUUCCAUUGGUAGUCGUGCCGAUGAUGUGUUAUUUGGUUCUGGGGUUACACACUCUUUCAUCGUGACCCCGAUUGCUGUAGGGCUUGAGUUGCCCUUUUCUGUGUUUUCUCCGCCUUUGCGGAUGACUACCGCCACUGAAGAAAAGUGUGAUACUUCCUCUGUACACCGUGAUCUAGUGUUUUAG